AAACAAGCAGUCAGUGUUUCAUCAAAUUGUAAACUUUCGGAUUCCAAGAGGAAUAAACUUUGGAGGAAGAGAAAGAGGAAGCGCAUUGCCGAGAUGAUCGCAGAAAGGAACGAAAUGUUUGAUGAAGCUGAUCGAGAAGCUGAUGAGUGGAGAGCUAGGGAAAUUGCUAAGGAUAUAGCCAAACGCAAGAUGGAAGACAUGAAGAAAAUUGCAAGCCUUAAACUUAAAGCAAAGGAAGAGAGAAAGAGACUGGAAUCCAAGCUUGAGACGGUAUUGAUUGUGGAGAAAUUGCAAGAGUUCUGCUCCAUCAGGAUUGAAAAAAAUGGAGAACAAGGUCAUUUUCUUCCAGAAGAGGAUGAUAAAUUUCUUGAAAGAGUACGAGCUGCAGUUGAGGAGGAGGAGGAACAUCAAGCGAUCCUGGCAGCUGACAUGGAUGCUGCUAGGGAUGCCAUUGCAACUGCCGAGCAAUCAAGGAAAACAACCGAGAAUUUCAGACCUGAUUCCAUUGAUAAGACCGGUGCUCAAGGCGAGAGUAAGGAAAGUAAAUGCCCAAAAAUUCCAAGCAUUAAUGAAGGCGACUCUACGGCAGUGACUAACAAGGAAUCUGAAAAACAAAUUCUACAAGGAGAGGGCUAUAGAGGAGCUUAUGAUGCUGUGGCCAAUAUACCUAUGGAAUUCUACUAUCAUGGCAGCAAUACUGAUAUGGGCACCCUUAUUGAGGUGAGAAGAACAUGGGAAGCCUAUAUAAGACCAGGAGGACGCCCGAUACCAGGACACCGGGUUCAACCUCCACCUCCUGCAGAUCAUAUCUGGGCGUCUUACCUUCUGCAACCUAAGUGAUUAUUGAUUAGACCCUAAAGAUUAUUGAUUAGGAUGCUGAUUCGACCCCAUUUUGCUUGUGGAAAUGACAAUAGUAAUGAACAAUGAACUUGAUAAUUGUUUAAGCAAACUGUGAAUGACUUUUGAUGCUUGUUUAAAUUCGUUCACAUAUUAAAUACCUACUG
Argentina anserina (silverweed cinquefoil) is the source of this 1004-nucleotide messenger RNA. Its product is annotated as U11/U12 small nuclear ribonucleoprotein 59 kDa protein-like. The annotation marks the transcript as partial. The record is from RefSeq and is a predicted model, not a curated record. The transcript is spliced from 8 exons. Lineage: Eukaryota; Viridiplantae; Streptophyta; Magnoliopsida; Rosales; Rosaceae.